GGUUUCAGUAAGUGAAAGCCAAACUAAGAGUAGAAAAGAAAGAGCGAGCAUCGGAUACGCUGUAAUGGCGGACAGUUCAUUGGGUCCCUCAUUUUGUUGCAAUACUAGUAUCAUUACUCCACCACCUCUUCUUCUUCUUCAAAAUUUUCAUUUCCAUUUUCCUUCUAGAAAAUCUCUCUCAAUGUCUGCUUUUCAUCGCCUUUGCCUCUCUAAUUCUAUUUCUAUUUCUAAUUCAAAUCCAAACCCUGUCCAACCUUCUCUCCUCGUCUUCUCCGGCGGUACCGCCUUUAACGGCGUCGUAGAAGAGCUUAAGAAGUUUACCACACGUGUUGCUCACGUUCUUCCCGUUUCUGACGACGGUGGAAGCACUGCCGAAAUUGUUCGCGUUCUCGGUGGUCCGGCUGUCGGAGAUAUACGGUCGAGGUGUUUGAGGUUGUCGGACGAGAGUAGUUCAGAGGCACUUGCAGUUCGUAGGUUGCUUGGUCAUCGUUUGCCACUUGAUUCGCAACAAGCCAAAUCAGAAUGGUAUGAUAUUGUGGAAGGAGAACAUUCCCUAUGGAAUGGAGUGUCAAGACCUUAUAGGGAAACCAUUCGAGCUUUUCUUGCUUAUUUUCAGAAUGAGAUCCUCCGGCGGCCUAGUGAAUCAUUUUGUUUCAGCAAUGGCAGCAUUGGAAAUUUUUUCUUUGCAGGAGCACGCAUAUUCUUUCAGUCUUUAGAUGCUGCAAUAUUUUUGUUUUCACGAGUUUCAGAUAUUCCCUCAGAAAGUCAGGUCCUCCCAGUCAUCUCCACCAAUGACAGACUCACAUUAGGGUGUGAACUCUGGGAUGGGACUGUAAUAAGGGGCCAGAAUGAAAUUUCUCACCCAACCAAUGGAUCCAUGGGGCCUGUAAAAAAGGAAAGGUCUGCAGUUCCUGAACUUCCUUCAAGAAUAAAGCGGGUGUUCUACAUGUCUAGUGAGGGCAGAAAUCUGUUACAUGAGGUCUUCCCUACAGCCAACCCGAUUGUCCUGGAUCAGUUGAAUAGUGUGGACUGUAUUGUUUAUGCUAUGGGAUCUCUCUUUACUUCCUUAUGCCCAUCGUUGGUAUUACUAGGCAUCGGGGAGAUAAUUUCUUCCAGGUCCUGUCCUAAGGUACUUCUGUUGAAUGGUUCACAAGAUCGAGAAACAAGUGGCUUCUCUGCUUCUUGCUUUGUAACUGCCAUUACAGAUGCUCUAAAUCGAACAUAUGGAGAUCCUCAUAAUUCUCUUAAAAACUCUCCAAGUCAGUAUAUCAACACCCUUUUGGUGCCUAAAGAUGGCGAGAUUCCCUUGGACAUUCAAAAUUUGGCUUCCCAAGGAAUCUUUGAUGUGGUAUUUAUUCUUAUUGUAAUCAUUCUGAUUGGCAUCCAACACUUAGAAUACAUUGUUCACUUUGCUUGAUUACAACAGUUUUACUUGGAUAUUAACAUGCUUUUGCAGAUCGUUGUUGAUUCCGUACGCGAUCCAAAAGUUGGUGUAAUAUUUGACCCUAAGUCAUUAAUACAAGCUAUUGCUGACUUGGUAAAUAAGUGCAUGAAUACAAACGCAAGAAGGGCUCAAUCAAACUGAUGGUGCACUGAAAUUCUGGAGGAACCAUUAUUAAUUUUCACAUGACCAUCAGAUUCAUCAGUCUGUUGGCUCCAUUCCUCCGAGGUGACUUUUCCCACUUUUUCUGUUGUCUGAUUACUCAUCAAAAUGCUGGAUGUACUGGAGAUCUGCAGUGGCUCUCAUUUGCUGUGUUAAAACCGUAAGGUAUUUUUCGAUCACAUAGAAAAGAUAGCUUUGCUAAAUUUGGCAUAGAUGUCUGAAAUUUGGAGACUAAGCCUUUAUUGUAAUUGUACUUGUGUUUAAAACAGAAAGAUAAUAUGCCAAAUGUGGCAUGGUUAACUGUAUGUAUGAGCCUGAUUUUUUUU
Molecule: messenger RNA, 1929 nt
Organism: Pistacia vera
Lineage: Eukaryota; Viridiplantae; Streptophyta; Magnoliopsida; Sapindales; Anacardiaceae
Exons: 13
Coding region: 65-1417 (450 amino acids)
Molecular function (GO): LPPG:FO 2-phospho-L-lactate transferase activity
Source: RefSeq, a predicted model, not a curated record